AUGCAGCAAGCAGAGAAGCUGUAUCUGGAUUUUCCUGGACAGCAGACCAAGAAAAGGUUUGUCAUGCUGAGAAAAACAUCACCUGCAACACUUAUCCUGACGACCUGGUAUUGCUCAUAUGUGUGUUUGAUUCUGAUAUUAGAGAACACACAGGAAGAGGGAGUUGGCUCAUUAGUGAAGCGAGUUACAAAUGUGUCAGCAAAAAAAGGCCUCAGGGGAGAAGUUGGCAGAACACUCUGGACAGGCGAGAGAGAGAGAGGUAGUAAAAGAGGUGAACGCACACUACUGUGGCUGGAAAUGUGGAGUCAUGCCAGGCAGAUACAAAAAGUGAGCCAGCUGUUGGUCAGUCUAAAGGUUACUUCAUGUUUCACCAUCAAAGAUCUGCAUGUGAUAGCACAGGUGUGA
Molecule: messenger RNA, 405 nt
Organism: Xyrichtys novacula (pearly razorfish)
Lineage: Eukaryota; Metazoa; Chordata; Actinopteri; Labriformes; Labridae
Source: the annotation of a GenBank genome assembly